CGUGCCGCCGCCGCCGCCUCAUUGCUUUCUCUCGUCUAUCCGCCAUGGCUGUCGUUGCUCCGAUGGAUGCCUCGUACGUGCCUAAGGUACUGCACUCGCUUACCGACGAGGACGAAGCAUGGCGCAAGUAUGCCACCAAUGACGAGGCCUGCGUCCUGGUCAUCUACACCGGAGGCACCAUCGGCAUGGUCAAGGAUGAUGACGGAGUUCUCAAGCCGGCGCCGGGAAUCCUGGACAAGCGGCUUCGCGAGUUCCCACAGCUUCACGACCGGGAAUACGCCAAGGAGCACUUCGGAGACUGCGAGAAGCCUCCUCUGGUCCUGCCUGUGACCGGCGAUCCACGACGAGUAAUAUACACAAUAGCCGAAUAUGAUCCCUUGCUGGACUCUUCCAACGCCACCAUGGACGACUGGCUGCAAAUUGCUGCAGACAUCAAGAAGUACUACGACUCCUAUCAAGGCUUUAUUGUGCUACACGGCACAGACACUAUGGCCUACACAUCCUCUGCACUUUCCUUCCUGCUGGAAAACCUGGGGAAAUCUGUCGUCGUCACUGGUUCCCAGAUACCAGUGUUCGAACCCCGCAGUGAUGGAAGAGAUAACAUUCUGAAUUCCCUCAUCGUUGCCGGAAACUACGUAAUACCGGAAGUGACCCUUAUGUUCCACAAUCAACUCUUCCGUGGGAACCGUGUGAGCAAGUUUAGCAUUUCUCACCUUGAUGCGUUCGCAUCGUUCAACAUGGCGCCUCUCAUCACCAUCGGCAUCAACAUCGAGAUUACUUGGCGUCUGAUUCUCCCUGAUCCAAAGGGUGUGGACUUUCGUGCUCACGACAAGCUAAACCGUGAUGUUGGUCUUCUGCGUCUCUUUCCCAGCAUCACUGCCGAACUGGUGGAGGCCUUCCUUAAGCCUCCCAUUGAAGGCGUUGUUCUUCAAACCUACGGAGCUGGCAACGCGCCCACUGCCCGCAAGGACAUCAUGGAAGCUCUCCGAAGCGCUACCAAACGCGGAGUCCUUAUCCUCAACUGUUCCCAGUGCCAGCACGGAGCGGUGGAUCCGGCCUACGAGACGGGAAACGAACUGGUCGACGUGGGAGUCAUUCCCGGUGGCGACAUGACUCCGGAGGCGGGGCUGACAAAGCUGGCUUACGUUCUCGCCAAGAGCGAGUGGACUCUCGACCAAAAGAAAAAGAAACUGCAGGAGAGUCUGCGUGGUGAGCUGACAACCGGAACAGGUGACGCGGGCUGGGAGGAUCAGUACAAGACGCUCAAUCUGAUGGGACCAUGGAAGGCUCUGUUCAUUCGCUGAUACUGCUUUCCUUUCGCAACUCAGUAACUUUAAUCGCUACAGUGAAUUUUGUACCCUGUUUGUCAUGAAUAUUUACCUCAGUGCAAUGUAUCGUGAAAAUAUCUGCCGACUUUGUUAACAAUAAAAUGUCCUUCUGCACUUUUCAAUACUUCUCACAAGUAG
Molecule: messenger RNA, 1466 nt
Organism: Rhipicephalus microplus (southern cattle tick)
Lineage: Eukaryota; Metazoa; Arthropoda; Arachnida; Ixodida; Ixodidae
Product: L-asparaginase
Biological process (GO): amino acid metabolic process
Molecular function (GO): asparaginase activity
Source: RefSeq, a predicted model, not a curated record